Messenger RNA from Varanus komodoensis (Komodo dragon), 1547 nucleotides. It is a transcript of the gene RPL3L, whose product is annotated as ribosomal protein L3 like. Gene Ontology annotation, biological process: ribosomal large subunit assembly; translation. Lineage: Eukaryota; Metazoa; Chordata; Lepidosauria; Squamata; Varanidae. The transcript is spliced from 10 exons. The record is from RefSeq and is a predicted model, not a curated record. Gene Ontology annotation, molecular function: structural constituent of ribosome; RNA binding. Gene Ontology annotation, cellular component: cytosolic large ribosomal subunit; ribosome. Bases 224 to 1447 code for a protein of 407 amino acids.
AGGGGCGGGGCUUGCAGUAAACUGAGACUCCGGCCUCGAGAGUGACCUUUCGUCGCUCUGCGACUGCUGUCAGUUUGCCUGGGCAUGAAAUGAAUAUAGCAUCAGAGUGAAGGCAGCUGCUAAAUUUAUGUCUUGGGCUGAGAAGCAUCUUUGGCAUUAGGGGACUGAAGUGCUUGCUGGAGCCUCUUUCCUCGCUGCCAGCCUGGGCUGAAGACGUCUGAUUAUGUCCCAUCGCAAGUUUUCUGCCCCCAGGCAUGGCCACCUGGGCUUCCUUCCGCACAAGAGGAGCCGCCGUCACCGAGGGAAGGUGAAGACGUGGCCCAAAGACGACCCUAGCAAGCCUGUCCACCUGACUGCCUUCCUGGGUUAUAAAGCUGGCAUGACUCACAUCUUGCGGGAAAUCCACAGGCCAGGGCUAAAGGUUUCUAAAAGAGAGGAGGUAGAAGCAGUCACCGUCAUAGAGACGCCGCCCCUGGUGCUUGUUGGUGUGGUGGGGUACAUUGAGACACCACGGGGGCUGAGGAACUUCAAGACCAUUUUUGCAGAGCACAUCAGUGACGAGUGCAGGAGGCGCUUCUACAAGAACUGGCACAAGAGCAAGAAGAAGGCGUUCACCAAGUACUGCAAGAAAUGGCAGGAUGAGGCCGGGAAGAAGCAGCUGGAGAAAGACUUCGCAGCCAUGAAGAAGUACUGCAAGAUCAUUCGUGUCAUUGCGCACACCCAGAUGAAGCUGCUUCCGCUGCGCCAGAAGAAAGCCCACCUCAUGGAGAUCCAGCUGAACGGCGGCACCGUGGCGGAGAAGGCCGACUGGGCUCGCGAGCGGCUGGAGAAGCAGGUCUCCGUGCACAGCGUCUUCAGCCAGAACGAGAUGAUCGAUGUCAUCGGGGUCACCAAAGGGCAUGGGAUGAAAGGAGUGACCAGCCGGUGGCACGCCAAGAAGCUCCCGAGAAAAACACACAAGGGGCUGCGCAAGGUGGCCUGCAUCGGGGCCUGGCACCCUGCCCGGGUGGGCUACUCCAUCGCCCGGGCUGGCCAGAAGGGCUACCACCACCGCACGGAGCUCAACAAGAAAAUUUACCGCAUUGGCCACGGGGUCCACGUAGAGGACGGCAAAGUGGUGAAGAACAAUGCAUCCACCACGUACGACACGACUGAGAAAACCAUCACCCCCUUGGGCGGAUUCCCGCACUACGGAGAAGUCAACAACGACUUUGUGAUGGUGAAGGGCUGUGUGGUGGGCACCAAGAGGCGGGUGCUCACCCUUCGGAAGUCUCUUCUGGUGCACACGAGCCGGAAGGCCCUGGAGCCGGUGGAGCUGAAAUUCAUUGACACGACCUCCAAGUUUGGCCAUGGCCAUUUCCAAACUGCCCAAGAAAAGCGAGCGUUCAUGGGCCCACAGAAGAAGCAUCUGCUGAAGGGCAAGCAGGAACCCCAGGAGGAGUUGUAAAGGGCCUCUUCCGGGAGGGCAUCUCCAAGUUCUCGCUCAGCCCAGAAUUGUCCCUGCUUUGUUUGCUCUGCGAACAGCAAUAAACAAGAUGAACCUGCAA